Molecule: messenger RNA, 1122 nt
Organism: Procambarus clarkii (red swamp crayfish)
Lineage: Eukaryota; Metazoa; Arthropoda; Malacostraca; Decapoda; Cambaridae
Source: RefSeq, a predicted model, not a curated record
AUGGACGAGCACACGCACUCGAGGACAAGCACAUGGACGAGCACACGCACUCCAGGACAAGCACAUGGACGAGCAUACGCACUCGAGGACAAGCACAUGGACGAGCACACGCACUCGAAGACAAGCACAUGGACGAGCACACGCACUCGAGGACAAGCACAUGGACGAGCACACGCACUCGAGGACAAGCACAUGCACGAGCACACGCACUCGAGGACAAGCACAUGCACGAGCACACGCACUCGAGGACAAGCACAUGGACGACCACACGCACUCGAGGACAAGCACAUGGACGAGCACACGCACUCGAGGACAAGAACAUGCACGAGCACACUCACUCGAGGACAAGCACAUGCACGAGCACACGCACUCGAGGACAAGCACAUGAACGAGCACACGCACUCGAGGACAAGCACAUGCACGAGCACACGCACUCGAGGACAAGCACAUGGACGAGCACACGCACUCGACGACAAGCACAUGCACGAGCACACGCACUCGAGGACAAGCACAUGCACGAGCACACGCACUCGAGGACAAGCACAUGGACGAGCACACGCACUCGAGGACAAGCACAUGAACGAGCACACGCACUCGACGACAAGCACAUGGACGAGCACACGCACUCGAGGACAAGCACAUGAACGAGCACACGCACUCGAGGACAAGCACAUGGACGAGCACACGCACUCGAGGACAAGCACAUGGACGAGCACACGCACUCGACGACGAGCACAUGGACGAGCACACGCACUCGAGGACGAGCACAUGCACGAGCACACGCACUCGAGGACAAGCACAUGCACGAGCACACUCACUCGAGGACAAGCACAUGCACGAGCACACUCACUCGAGGACAAGCACAUGCACGAGCACACGCACUCGAGGACAAGCACAUGGACGAGCACACGCACUCGAGGACAAGCACAUGCACGAGCACACGCACUCGAGGACAAGCACAUGCACGAGCACACGCACUCGAGGACGAGCACAUGCACGAGCACACGCACUCGAGGACAAGCACACACAGUCGUGCACACUAACAGCUUCCAAACUCAGGUAGAGAAAAAAACCCAAGUUAACUGUGAAUCAGAACUCGGUCAUAAGACACGAACAGGAUAA